Molecule: messenger RNA, 558 nt
Organism: Capronia coronata CBS 617.96
Lineage: Eukaryota; Fungi; Ascomycota; Eurotiomycetes; Chaetothyriales; Herpotrichiellaceae
Exons: 2
Coding region: 1-558 (185 amino acids)
Biological process (GO): copper ion transmembrane transport; intracellular copper ion homeostasis
Cellular component (GO): plasma membrane
Molecular function (GO): copper ion transmembrane transporter activity
Source: RefSeq, a predicted model, not a curated record
AUGUCACAUUCUCAUUCAGACUCCAGCUCGGACUCCAUGUCCAUGCCCAUGGCGAUGGUCUUCACCAACACCCACACUAGCCCUCUCUUUUCCAACUCCUGGAAGCCCUCAUCGGAAGGCGACUAUGCGGGCACUUGCAUCUUUCUCGUCCUUCUCGCGAUGAUCUUACGCCUCCUCUUCGCGGCAAAGGCUGUGUGUGAGCAGAGAUGGGCAUCGGCCGCCCGAAAACGGCGAUAUGUUAGGAUCAAGGGGCGAGAGACCGAGGCUGGCAGAAUUGAUUCGGAUCCUGACGCGAAAACGGGAUCCCUCGUCACGGCCCAAGGCAUUGAGGAAAACGUCAAGGUGGUGCAAGCAAGAACCGGCGGAGUGGUUCCUUUCCGCCUAUCGAUCGACAUCCCUCGAGCUAUCCUCACAACAAUCAUCACUGGUGUUUCAUAUCUCCUGAUGUUGGCGGUUAUGACCAUGAACGUUGGCUAUUUUCUUUCAGUGCUGGCAGGCACAUUCGUCGGCGAGUUGUUGGUGGGCAGAUAUGCCCAGAUUGACGAACAUUUGCAUUAA